CCUCUUUACAGCCACCACUCACAGUUAGAUAAGGCUAUUAGAUUUGGACGUAGCUAGCGUGGACAAAAAAAACCCAAAUCUCUCUAUAUUCUUUCACCGAUAAGCCUUUAAGCCAUUUCAACUUCUCCUUCUAUAAAUAAUGCAUCAUAGAUUUGAGAGUGUGAGUGAGUUUGAAGAGAAAACGAUGGGUGAUAGAAGAAGAGGGAUCCCGACGACAUGCAGAUGCGGUGAAGCUGUAAGGAUGGGUACAUCGAGGACUGCCAAAAACCCUGGAAGAUUAUUUCACUCUUGUCCUAAUGGAUCAGAUGAGGAUCGAUGGUAUCACACGUUUAAAUGGACUGAUGAGAGUAUGGUUGAAGAGAUUGAGGAUUUGAAGUUAAAAGUGAAGAAUGUGGAAGAAGAUUCAAUCUCAUUACAAAAGAGUUUCAAUGCUUGUGAAUCAGAGGUUGAAACUCUACAAAUGGAAACUCGGGUUUGUGAAGCUGUAGUAGAAAAGGAGUUGCAAGAGUGCAAAAUGGAGCUUCGGAGCUUGAAGAAUAUGAUCGGAUGUGUUGUGGUGAUGAUGUUGGUUUACUUUUUUCUGUUUUGAUUGUGUUUGUAAUAGAAUUGUGGUGAGAGAGAAGCUAAUGUUGUUUGUAGUAAUUGUGUUUGAACCUUAAUGUAUGAGUGUCAAUGCUUAAUGUAUGAGUUUGCUAUUGGUGUUUCAAUGGUUCUAGUUUUUCCUGUUUUUCUAAGCUAAUUAAAGAGAGAUCAUAUAAUGGAUGCUUCUUGUAUUUCUUUCAAACUGUAAUCAAACAGGUCCUUAAAA
This is a messenger RNA of Arabidopsis arenosa, 808 nucleotides long. Lineage: Eukaryota; Viridiplantae; Streptophyta; Magnoliopsida; Brassicales; Brassicaceae. The record is from the annotation of a GenBank genome assembly.